This is a messenger RNA of Diorhabda sublineata, 2969 nucleotides long. Its product is annotated as probable serine hydrolase. The record is from RefSeq and is a predicted model, not a curated record. Lineage: Eukaryota; Metazoa; Arthropoda; Insecta; Coleoptera; Chrysomelidae. Bases 352 to 1314 code for a protein of 320 amino acids. The transcript has 4 exons.
GUUUUUGUGGGCAUUCUAGUUAUUACCUAGAAUGUACGGUUUAAAUCCAUAAUCUAACCUAACUAAUCCCUUCAGGAUUAAUAAACAAUUAGAUAAAACUGAGAUUUGAUUUAUUUGCCUUAAAGUUGAUUUACCUGUCGGACCUAUUUUAAACUUUCAAGGUUACGCCACUGGGAACGACAAAAAAAUACACUAAUUUAAACAAUCACAAUCACGUGAUUGAGAUUUUCAUUCAAAUGGCACUGUUGUGAUCUAUCCAGACCACAUUUGAACAUCGAAAGUGGUUUACCCUUGGUCUCUGUCACCCUGCCAUUGUUUUUCGUGUCUUGUUUCGCCGACUGAUUGUUAAAAAUGAGAGACAUCAUCAAUAUUGAAAAUCUUCCCAAAGGAGAUUUCGCAGAAGUCAAAGAAGUCGAAAUACCAGUACCAUGGGGAUACAUUUGUGGAAAAUGGUGGGGUCCUAAGAACUUACAACCGAUCAUUGGUAUCCACGGUUGGCAGGACAACAGCGGCUCUUUCGAUAAAUUAGCACCGUACCUCGUAGAUUACGGUUUUUCAUUUCUAUGCAUCGAUUUACCAGGACACGGAUUUUCCUCGCAUUUUCCCAAAGGGGUCGUAUAUAAUCAUUCCUUCGACGGGGUGUACUGCGUCCGUAGAAUCGUCAAAUAUUUCGGCUGGGAAAAAAUCAUUCUAAUAGGUCACUCUUUAGGUGGAAGUAUCACCUUUCUGUACGCCUCCAUUUUCCCUAAUGACGUAGCUAAGUUUAUCAGUCUGGACAACUGCGGACCGAGAGUGAGAAAUCCCCAAACAUUGUUGCCGGUGGCUUGUUACAACAUGGACCAACUGUUCGAAUACGAAAACAAUAAAUUUUAUGAUCUCUGCUACGGUUACGAGGAAAUGUUGGAUAUUAUGAUGGAAGGACAUAACGGAUCUCUAGAUAGAGAAGCCUGCGAAAUUUUGAUGAAAAGAGGCAUGAAGCCUUCGCCCGAUAAACAAAACUGCUACGUAUUUACUAGAGAUCCUAGAUUGAAAAUCGUGGCUUUUCCAUUCUUUUCCAUGGACGAAAUUCGUGAUUUCGCGUCCAGAAUCACCUGCGAAGUUUUGAAUAUUAGAGCCGAUCAAGGUACCCAAUUAGAACAACCCGAACAUUACGAUUUGAUAGUUGACGCUAUAGAACGAUCCGCGAAAAGAGUAGAAAGAGUUUAUCUCAAAGGAAAACACCACAUACAUUUAACUGAUGUGGAAACGGUCGCCCCCAUCGUUCUAAAUUUCUUAUUAUCCACUUCGGAAGUAGCUAAAACACAUAAUUUAUGAAGAUGCACGCACGCACGCGCGCGCGCGCGUUCGUACGUUUUGUCUUUGUUUACAACACUAACCUAACCUCACCUAACAUCGUGACAAUCUUUUGUCUUGCACUCGCACUGGUAUAAGAAUCGUCCAUCAAAACAUGGCAGCCUGUCCUUGCGGUCGAAGAUUAAAUAUGAAAUUUCAAUUUUGAUUCGGAUGAUUAUGAGCUGGUUUUUUUUUUUUUGGAAUAACGUAAAUUUAAUGAAGUUUCAUCAGAGAAUAAGUAGCUGCAGAAUGAACUAAUGGAAUUUAAGACUUUUUAAUGUUAGUUAAAUUAAUAUGUUAUGAGCAAUAUCGAGUACAACAUGUAGACUUUAUAUUUAAUUGAAAUAAUCAUUUUAAUGUGUUGAAAAAACGGAUAGAACUGAAAUUUAAGUCGGUAUUGAUGGCUAUUCUACGAGGAUGUUCCCAAAAGUACCUAGCCCAACAAAAAAAAACAUAACGAUGACUAAUUUCAGUAUUGAUGGCCGCCAAACAAAUACUAAACAACGUGGCGUCUUCAGACUUGAAACAUGAACUUUCUGGUAUUUUUUAAAGCAACUACCGCCAUCUCUAGGUCAGACUACAUACUUCUGGAACCAUCCUCGUAUAGUUCCUCUUUGACCAUUAGGUCUAAUCCAAUUUUUCAUUCACUGGUAAGCGUCUAUUGGUAUAGUCUUCAGUAUCUUAAGUAAAUUACUUUUUAUGGUUUCAAAUGACUGAUGAUAAGUUAUAAGGAGUAAAAUUCGUGAAUUUUCUGCUUUUAAUGACCUUCGGAUCUUCUGGAAGGGAUUCAUUUUAAUCAUUCCCGACCGACUUAUAUUUUUUUCGGUUUCGAAUUAAUUUUGAAGCCAUUCGAUAGAUUGUUAGGCAGUUUCGACGCCAUUUUCAUAAACCUAGGUUUCGUCAUCAGGAAUGCUGAGUUUUAUGAAUGUAAGGGCCUCAGCUAAGUUGUCAAGCAUCUCUAUUAUUAACUUCAUACCCCAAAAUGUGUUGACAGCCUCUAUGCUAUCUCUCGGAUGAUUUUGGAAUACCAACUUUUUUAUUUUUUAGUCGUUAACACGUUUCGAAGGUUCUCAAGGUCUUAAAAUCGGAAUUAAUCGAUUUGGAUUAACUCCAUAUUUAGAAUUAAGUGAAUUAAUCGGUUCUUUAAUGAAUAAAUCUGAAGCAAUCGAAAAUAAUCGAUUAUUAUUUUUAAUUCGUUACUUGACGUAAUCGAGGUACGGUCUCGUGAUUUUGCGCAGAUUACGACGCGUUAUUCAUAUAAUAAUCGAUUAUUUUCUGCAGUUUAAACGAAUGUUUUUUAAAGAAGAAUCGAAUAGGAACUUUUUGUGUGUCUUAUUUACACAUUAAUUCGAGGAAAAAAACAUUUUUAUUAUUAUUUUAGUUUGUACUGAUAAAUAGUUUAUUCGUGAUCGCAAAUAAUAGUAUUUUAAAUAUUUAUUCCUUCUAUUAAGAUAGACGCGUUCGAAUUAAUCGAUAUAUUUCGAUAUAUCGAAAUAUGACAACUAAUAUUUAUACUUAAUAUCUUUAUAGACCUCGAUUUAUUUAAUAUUAUACUGUAAUAAUAAACUAUUUUUAAUUAUAAUUUGAAUAUAUGUAGAGAGAAAGUUUAUUUUGUUAAAAUAAAUAUAUUAAAAUAG